CCCACAAAAAAAAAAAAAAAAAAAAAAAAAAAACAGAAGAGAGCUUCGACUCUAUGGCCUCGUCGCGAAACGACGCUGUUUAUCAACCGCUUCUGCAGCCGGUGGCGGCGGCGGCGGAGUACGGCGGGGGAGAGCUGGAGCGCGUGCUGACAGACGCUGAGACGCCGGCGAUGAGGCGCGUGGGGAGAGCGACGUGGAUAGAGUCGAAGCUGCUGUUCCACUUGGCGGCUCCGGCGGUGAUCGUGUACAUGAUCAAUUACUUGAUGUCGAUGUCCACUCAGAUAUUUUCCGGCCACCUCGGAAACCUCGAACUCGCCGCCGCUUCCCUCGGAAACACAGGCAUCCAAGUCUUCGCUUAUGGCCUCAUGCUGGGGAUGGGGAGCGCGGUGGAAACACUAUGCGGGCAAGCGUACGGAGCCGGAAAAUUCGAAAUGCUGGGAGUAUACCUACAAAGAUCGACCGUAUUGCUAACCCUAACAGGAGUUAUCCUCACCGUAAUAUACGUAUUCUCAAAACCAAUACUCCUCUUCCUAGGAGAAUCGCCGGAGAUCGCUUCUGCAGCUGCCCUUUUCGUCUACGGCUUAAUCCCUCAGAUCUUCGCCUACGCCUUGAAUUUCCCCAUCCAGAAGUUCCUCCAAGCUCAGAGUAUAGUGGCCCCGAGCGCUUACAUCUCGACUGCCACGCUGUUCCUGCACCUCCUCUUGAGUUACUUGGCCGUUUUCGUGGUCGGGAUGGGCCUUCUGGGUGCGUCUCUGGUGCUGAGCCUGUCCUGGUGGGUCGUGGUCGUGGCUCAGUUCGCGUACAUUGUCACCAGCCGACGCUGUCGGGACACGUGGCAGGGUUUCACCGUUCAGGCUUUCUCUGGUCUUGGGAGCUUCUUCAAGCUAUCCGCGGCCUCUGCGGUUAUGCUUUGUCUCGAGACUUGGUAUUUUCAGAUCCUGGUUCUUCUUGCUGGACUCUUGGAGAAUCCUCAGCUCGCUCUUGACUCUCUCUCUAUUUGUAUGACGAUCUCCGGAUGGGUGUUUAUGAUCGCUGUUGGAUUCAAUGCAGCGGCAAGUGUGAGGGUGAGCAAUGAACUUGGAGCUGGAAACCCUAGAUCGGCCGCAUUUUCCGUCAUCGUCGUUAACGUUUACUCGUUGAUAAUAUCCGUCAUAUUAGCCGUCGUUAUCUUGGCGUUACGGGACGUCGUGAGCUAUCUCUUCACGGAGGGAAAAGACGUGGCCGCCGCUGUCUCGGAUCUCUGCCCUCUCCUCGCCUUAACCCUCGUCCUCAACGGCAUCCAACCUGUCCUCUCCGGUAUGGCUGUCGGGUGCGGGUGGCAAACGUUCGUGGCGAAAGUGAACGUGGGAUGUUAUUACAUUGUGGGGAUACCUCUUGGAGCUCUCUUUGGGUUCUACUUUAAAUUCGGUGCAAAGGGGAUAUGGACGGGUAUGAUAUGUGGUACGGUCAUGCAAACGAUUAUUCUUGCAUGGGUCACGUUUAGUACGGACUGGAACAAAGAGGUGGAUUUAGCUACGAAGAGGUUGGACCAAUGGAGCGACCGUAAAGAACCACUGGCUUCUCAACGGCAGUAAUUUGAAGUUGUUCCGGUCAUUGCGAGCAAAUGGACCGGUUGAUUGUACCGGGUUUGCUAAUGAAAACCGAUCAGGUUAACCGAGCUGGUAUACUGGUUAACAGAUUCGAAGGACCGAACUCUCCGGUUCCGGUUCGAUGUGUUAAAGUCCUCGGCCACACUUGGCCUACAUUCUUGAUUUGCAUGAGUAACAGUUGAUGUAAUAAAUGGAUUGGACUCCAUAAAGAUAGUUGGUUUCGUGCACAUCCGUACGUAUGUAUAUUAUAUAUGCAUAUGUUUUUUCAAAGCCUUUUUA
Tarenaya hassleriana is the source of this 1868-nucleotide messenger RNA. Its product is annotated as protein DETOXIFICATION 40. Gene Ontology annotation, biological process: xenobiotic detoxification by transmembrane export across the plasma membrane. The transcript has 7 exons. The coding region runs from base 54 to 1574 and encodes 506 amino acids. Gene Ontology annotation, molecular function: xenobiotic transmembrane transporter activity; antiporter activity. Gene Ontology annotation, cellular component: membrane. The record is from RefSeq and is a predicted model, not a curated record. Lineage: Eukaryota; Viridiplantae; Streptophyta; Magnoliopsida; Brassicales; Cleomaceae.